CCCCGACCGCUGGCGGGACCCCUGGGCAGGGACGCCCCAGACUCCCUCCUUGGAGCUAGUGCCAAGUCGAGCGCCCCGUCCCCUUCCUAGCCCGCGGGGUGCAGCUCCCCUGGAAAAGAGAUUCCCAUCCCCACCACCACUUUGCAGUCCCUUCUCAGAGACUGGAAGCCAAAACGUUGUGUAAGUCAUCUGGCUUGCGAAAGAACCCACUCUUACACCCCGCCCUUCCGUUUCUCUCCCCUGCCCACCCAUGUCUGGCCAAGCCCCUAACCCCAGUGGAGUUAAGGGUUAUCUUUGCCAAGGAUUCUGGCCACCGCUGUUAGGUGGGCGAGUCUCCAACAGGGCAGCCAGCUGCAGCUCAGACUUGGAAGGAGAGAUAAGGAGACAGGAACUUCUCCUCCCUUCCCCGACCCUUACCGACCUCCUUUCUCCCCAUAUUUGGGGGGGUGGGGAGUGAGUUAUUAAAUAAAAUACCACUGCUCUAUUUCUGCGGAACGGCCUCUCUGCGCAUAUUCCCACACGGUUUUAGAGGUCAUUGCAAGAAGGAGUUACUGUGUUGGCCUGAGUUCUUUCUUAUUCUCAGGGUCAAAGGCAGGUUUAGUGCUUGGAGGGAAAGAAAAGGCUUCAGGAAAGUAGUUGGUAUAUCAGAAGGUUUUUCUCCCUCUAUUUUAAAAGUUAUUAAAUUUUUUUAAAGCUUUGCAAUGUGUAAUGAUACAGAGUUUGUUCUAAAAUAAUAAAUGAAAAAAUUUACAUAUACAGCCCAUUCGCCAGGUGAAGCAGAAAGAAAAUUUAAAAAUUUACCAUCGUGUUUAGAUUGAUAAGGCUGAGGGAGUUUUAAAAGUUUAGAAAAGAGAGCAGCUGGGGAAAAAAUAGAAGUUAGUGUCCAGGCUGAACGCUUCAGAAACCUAUGGUUCUGGCUCUAAGUUCUUGAGAGAUAAGAAGCAGACAUACUGUUUACUUACUAGCUGCAUGUUUUUACAUAGGUCAUUUUAAAAGUUAGAUUGUGGUUUUGGAAAGAUGGUUGGGAUUAGACCUGUUGCUGGUGAAAUAUCCCUGUGGAAGUUUCAGAAUUUUCAAAAUAGGUUAUAAAAGCUUAAGAAAUGAUCUUGUAGCUCUCAGUUUGGAAACAGCACAUAUCCUGACAUCAGUGGCAAUUUUCUUGGAGAAACAGCUUUUGCAGGGAUAUAUAUUUUUAAUUACAUGUAUCCUGGGGAAGCAGCCAAGCUGUUUUGAAGGACGGGACUGGAUCCCUUUACAUGCUGGAAAAUAGUUACUUGUAACUCUAGACUUCAUAGACAACAUCUGUAAGGAGCCAAGGAGACUGUUUAUCAAUGCCGGAGGAAUUGAGGACAGCAACUGGACUCUCCCUUGCUGUUCUUCCUCUGUUCCGUUUAUGUACCAAUGUGCACAGAGAAGAUCAACAUCCCCAUCGGCCCAUGUGGUGGCAUGUGUCUCUCAGUCAAGAGACGCUGUGAGCCUGUCCUGAAGGAAUUUGGAUUUGCCUGGCCCGAGAGUCUGAACUGCAGCAAAUUUCCACCCCAGAAUGAUCACAACCACAUGUGCAUGGAAGGGCCAGGUGAUGAAGAGGUGCCCUUACCUCACAAAACCCCCAGCCAGCCUGGGGAAGAGUGUCACUCUGUAGGAACCAAUUCUGAUCAAUACAUCUGGGUAAAAAGGAGUCUGAACUGUGUUCUCAAGUGUGGCUAUGACGCUGGCUUAUACAGCCGCUCGGCCAAGGAGUUCACUGAUGUGUGGAUGGCAGUGUGGGCCAGCCUGUGCUUCAUCUCCACCACCUUCACCGUGUUGACUUUCCUGAUUGAUUCUUCCAGGUUUUCUUACCCUGAGCGCCCCAUCAUAUUUCUCAGUAUGUGCUAUAAUAUUUAUAGCAUUGCUUAUAUUGUCAGGCUGACUGUAGGCCGGGAAAGGAUAUCCUGCGAUUUUGAAGAGGCUGCAGAACCUGUUCUCAUCCAAGAAGGACUUAAGAACACAGGAUGUGCAAUAAUUUUCUUGCUGAUGUACUUUUUUGGAAUGGCCAGCUCCAUUUGGUGGGUUAUUCUGACACUUACUUGGUUUUUGGCAGCUGGACUCAAAUGGGGUCAUGAAGCCAUUGAAAUGCACAGCUCUUAUUUCCACAUUGCAGCGUGGGCCAUCCCUGCAGUGAAAACCAUUGUCAUCUUGAUUAUGAGACUGGUGGAUGCAGAUGAACUGACUGGCCUGUGCUAUGUUGGUAACCAAAACCUUGAUGCCCUCACUGGCUUUGUGGUGGCUCCACUCUUUACUUACUUGGUUAUUGGAACUUUAUUCAUUGCUGCAGGUUUGGUGGCCUUAUUCAAAAUUCGCUCAAAUCUUCAAAAGGAUGGGACAAAAACAGAUAAGUUGGAAAGGCUCAUGGUCAAGAUUGGUGUCUUCUCAGUACUGUACACAGUUCCUGCAACCUGUGUGAUUGCUUGUUAUUUCUAUGAAAUCUCCAACUGGGCGCUCUUUCGGUAUUCUGCAGAUGACUCAAAUAUGGCAGUUGAAAUGUUGAAAAUUUUUAUGUCUUUGCUGGUGGGUAUCACUUCAGGAAUGUGGAUUUGGUCUGCCAAAACUCUUCACACGUGGCAGAAGUGUUCCAAUAGAUUGGUGAAUUCUGGGAAGGUAAAGAGAGAAAAGAGAGGGAAUGGUUGGGUGAAGCCUGGGACAGGCAAUGAAACUGUGGUAUAGUCUAGCCAUCCUCUGUAUGUUCCUCGUUUUGAAGAGAGAAAUGCCAGCAUUCUUUGGAAGUGCUACUAGAAGUCUGAUGCAAUCAAUCUCAGUUUGAACAAACUAGCAACACUCAAGAAACCCCCAUCAGUCCACUACCCAUCACUCCCACCCCGGCAACGUAAAAACCAGCGAUUUUUGCCACAGACUUUGGAAUGAUCCACAAAUGGAAAAGCCGGUUACAGGCUUUCAAAGCUGUGAAAAAUCAAAAUGUUGAUCAUUUUAACAGGUCGCAGCUUGGAGCAUGAAGGUCCUGCCUAGAUUCCAGCAAGUCGAGGGCGAUGCUGUUUUUCCCUCUAGGGUGGGAUUUGAGCUGUGAGUUGAUAACUUGAAGAAAGAAAGAUUAAUUUUUUUAACCCUUUAAAAUGUUAAAUACUAACUAAGUCUUUCAGAUAGCAAAGUGAUCUAUAAACACUGGAAAUGUUGAGUUCAGAGGAGUGUUACAAGAGUUUUAUAGUUUGGCUGAUCUAACAUAAACAUCUUUUUGUGGUGCACUGUCUUCUGUUUAGAACUUUGUGGAUUGCACUCCCAAGAGGUGGUGUCAAAAUAUUUCAGUGCCUUUGUCAUAAAACAGAAUUGUUUGAACAAACAAAGUACUGUUCUGACAAAUAUAAGGUAUCCAGUGGAUUUUUCUUCUUUCUCCUCCUCUCUUGAAUUUCAACAUCUUUCUUCUAGGCUUCUGCUGUUUUCAUUUUACACUAAUGACUCAAAAAAAGGUAUUUUUAUAGGAAUUUUUGCAAUGCAGCUUGCUUAAUGAGGGGGGAAGGAAGGGUAAUUCACUUUCUGACAAUCACUUAAUUCAGAGGAAAAUGAGAUUUAUAAAGUUGACUUACCUUACCAACCCCAGAGACCUAUUGCAUUGAGCAAUGGGGACUUAAUAUAUUUUACUUUGUGUGAUUGCAUCUACGCAGACGCCAGUCUGGAAGAGUUGAAAUGUUAAAUUUCUUGGCAACUUUGCAUUCACACAGAUUAACUGUGUAAUUUAUGUGUGUCAAUUACAAUUAAAAGCACAUUCUUGGACCAUGACAUAAUAUACUCAACUGACUUUAAAACUAUGGUCAUCUUGCAUUCUUAGACUGAUAGUGCCUUUUACUCCUUAGCUUAAGAAUGUUAUCAGAGUCUAGUCUACUUACCACACUGGAGACUUAUUCAUUUUUGUAAAAGGAACUAAGGACAGCUAAUCCAACUACUUGGCGCAUAAUUGUUCCCUAGUAAUUGACAAAGGCUCCUUAUAAGAUUUCAUUGGAGGCAGUGUGGCCUGGAGUAUUUAUGUGGUGCUUAAUGAAUCUCCAGAAUGCCAGCCAGGAGCUGGAUUGGUUAGUAGGGAAUAAAGUGUAGACCAUAUGAAAUGAACUGCAAAAUCUAACAGUGCAGGUCUUAAUUGCCUUAUGUGGAAGUAUCCAAAGCUUUUAAAAUUUAUGCUUUAAGUUCCUCACAAGGGGGUACCCCCUAGCAGCCUAUCAAAAGUAGCAGUUCUUUUAAAAUUGUAGCUGGCCUUUUUCUUAAUCUGCCUUAGGCAUUCUACUCACCAGAACUCUGGGACAAUUUGUUGUCAGUGUCACAGGUUGCUAUUCUUAUAAUUCAUAUCUGUCUUUGCUUCAGCAACUGCUUUGUAAUAACUUAUUAUUUAUUAAUUCAUACCUUUUAAAAUAGAUAGGAAAACUUUCUUGACUGUUGUGGAGGAACAUUUCCAGACCCUCAAAGUUACAAAUAGGUGAUCAAAUUCUGGAAAUAAGCAUGUCUUUUUAUUUUGGUAUGAGCUUCAUGCCCAUGGUUUGACAUUUCUGUCGUUUUUUCCUCUUGUUUUCUUUUCACAUGUUACUGAACUGCUUGUGAUCAAGAUACAUAUAAGGGCCAUUGCAUGUUUGCAAGAGAAUGUACUGGGGCUUUUGAAAUAUAAGCUAUCUAAGCCUGGGUGGCCCCUGCUGCUUUGUGCUGUUGGGUUAGGGCUCGGAGAACAUGAGAAUUGAUCGCUGGAAGGACCAGUUUAGCUCUAUUUGAGGCUGCAUUGCCCACAAAAUAUAAAAUGUGAAUUCCCCAUGCUGCUUGCAGAUAGUUCCCAUAGCUGUUCAGGACCCUGGAGCAUGCACCCCAGAGCAGAGCCUGCCCUUACUCAUGCUCCACCCUGGUGUCUUGGGAGUUGUGUGGAGAGUUUAGCCCAGGGAAGGAAAGUAAGGUCACACAGUGAGGGAGUAAGUGCCCUUGCUGCUGGAGUUUGGGCUUUCUAAGGCAGAUUUCUUUAUAAAUCCUUCAUGAUUGUAUGACCAAGGCAGCACCUAACAGAUGUCAGUGUGGAGUAGGCAUUCAGGAUUUGUUAAUGAUUAAGUAAGAAUCAUAACAAUAGAAGAGUGCUUGAUUGAACUUGGACACUUAAAUUCUAAAUUCUGGAGCUGGUACCUUGACAGUGUUGAGAAUUUGAUCCACAGAUUUUUGCCUUUUCAGGGAAAGGUACAUUUGGUCAGAAGUAGAUGUUGAUACAGACUGGAUCAGUAGCCUUAGCAGUGCCACAGUGUUAUAGGCCUUUCUUUUCACAUUCCAGACAAUGGAGAGUGUUUACAGUUUCAAGAAAGGAACUUCGUGGCUGAGGAGUCAGUUUCCAGUGUCCUUCAAGCAACUCUACGUUUUGUUAAGUUGGUAUUAUUUCUAAAAAGCAAAAGUCUAUUAUGUAUUCAUUUAUUGAGUGCCCACUGUGUGCAAAGCCCUAUGUUGGUGCCUUAGGGAUACUGAGGGAGGUAAGCUCUAUUCUAAUGAAUAUAAAAUAGAGGUGCCCCUGGGUGUGCUCAGCUGCAGGUUUUGUAGGAGCCUCUAGAAUUCAAAUCAGUGUGUCGACCUCCUUCCGAGUCUCUGUACUUUUCGCCAUCUUUCAUCCUUUCCUAGAAUUCCUUCUAAAUCAGUUACAGGGGCUGCAUCAAAAUACCAGCUCUGCUUCAUGACAAUCUCUAUAAAAGUCCCUAAGAAGACUGAGAAUAAGAUAUAUGAAAACAAGUUCCCACACCUACUGUGCUGGAGCAGGGGCAGGCAGGUUGUGUUUCAGCUGUUCCUUGUAACUUGUAUAGGCAUAUUUGAAGACAGUGUAUUACUAGGGAAAAAGUUAGGGUUUCUUUUCUCCUCUAAAAUCUAGAAUAAAUAGGUCUGUUUGUAGCUUUUACAGAAAUCCCUUGGCCUCCAGAGAUAUUAUUAAACUGGACCAAGUGUACCUCAGUCCAACCUCCUCUCUGGUAUAUAUUUUUUCCUGCUUCAUAGAGGUCAAACCUUAAAACAGAGGAAUGGGAUGGAAUUGGCCAGAACCAUCUGGUUAAGCUAUUUGAUUGAUUCAUAUCCUUCUUCCUUUAUGGAGCCCCAUUUCCUGAUUGUUGAGACUGCUUCCGAGCUUGGCAGCUUGCUCAGGACCCUGAAAUAGAGAAGGGGUGAAACUUUUCAUUUCUCUGAGAUCCUUUUUGAUUUUUCUUCUUUCCUUGGUCACUCCCUUACCAGUAUUCCCCAGAAACAGAAUCUGGAAAACUUCUGUGUUAUAUUCUGCAUCAUGAUUCUGUCAAGCACCCCCAGCUUUGAACUCUCUGGCCCCUGCAUUCUUGGUCAUGGGAUUGAGUGGUUGCCUUUUGUGUUGAGAACCAAGAUGGCACCUGAGGACAGGAAGGUGAACUCAGCGUCUUCAUCCCAAUAGGGAGAAGCUCAUUUGAAGAGAUCUCACUGGGAUGGUGUAAUUUUGGUUUCUCAUCAGGUAGCUACAGUAGCAGUUACAAAACAGAACCACAGAGCACAGACUUUGGAAGGAAACUCUUAAAAUCAGACUACAUCUUGAGUUUCAUUCUGUGAUAGAGGGAAUUGGAGAGUUGCUCUUCUAGCCCGUCAAGUCAAGUCCCUGGACUCUGACAAUUUUCUUUGUUCCUUUAUUGUGUUUGAAUUCAGAGUCCAUGUCAGGGUUCACAUUGUGUCUGGCGAAGGACUUGGGUUAACAUUUUUCUUCUGUGGCUAGGUCACAGAUCUUGGAAACUGAAGGAAAGUAUUGUACUCCUACAAAGCAAGAGAUACUGGAACCUUAAAUAAUGGAGUUUGUUUCACUGUAGCCUGGAUAGAGCUCCCUGUUGCUGCCAGUUGCCAUGCAAAUGUGUAGUAAUGGCAUGCUUGACAGUACCAGGAGGGAAGUGAACCAUGGAUCUCCUUGACAUGCCUCUUCCCCUGGUAGGUCCAGUUGCCCCAUAGGGGCUUGUUUGUAUCUUGAUUACCUUAUGUCACCUUUUUGCAUCAGCAAGUUCCUGGUAUUCACCCAGGUAGUUUGUAGGGGACCUUUUUGGGAUCCCAUAUGAGCCAUGUCCUCAAAACUCUUAUACCUCUUUUGAUUUCCUGCAAUAUUCAGUACAUUACCACUGUCAUUGAAAAAAGGGUUGAGAGCAGUUCUGCCCCACAGAGUUGGGGUCCAUCUUUCCUCUCAGGUUGUUAAAAAUUCCCAAUCCUGUUAAUAGGCCCUGACUUUGUUGUGGAUUUGGGGAAGGGCAUGCUGCUUUCUCCAUCUCUCCCAGAGGGGCAUGUAGAUGGUUCUGAGUUUCUCCUACCUCACAGGGAUGUUGUGAGGCUUUAGAAAGUCUAAAUGAAGAUGAAGAAGGCUUCUUGAGCUCUUCAUACGAAAGGUAGACUAAAUAUCAGGUGCAAUCUGCAAAAAGGUAAAGUAAGACUCCGUCUGCUUUGUAUGGCAGUCAAACUAGUUGUUCUCUGGCCUAUUCUUAGAUCCUCAUGGCACCCCACAGCUCCAGAAACCUGGAGGCCAAACCCGGGGACUUUCUGAUGUUCAACAUAGAGGUACCAGGCAAAUUCCUGUACACAUCCCCUGAGUGAAUUGCUGAAUUUCAAAGUAAGAAGACCCUGCUUUUAAGGAUGUACAAAAGUAUGUCUGCAUUGAUGUCUGUACUGUAAAUUUCUAAUUUAUCACUGUACCAAAAAACCCUUGCUAUUUAAUUUUUGUAUUAAAGGAAAAUAAAGUUUUGUUUAUUAACGAA
Messenger RNA from Cavia porcellus (domestic guinea pig), 7736 nucleotides. RefSeq names its product frizzled class receptor 4 (gene Fzd4). The transcript has 2 exons. Bases 1402 to 2703 code for a protein of 433 amino acids. NCBI's taxonomy places the organism in Eukaryota, Metazoa, Chordata, Mammalia, Rodentia, Caviidae. The record is from RefSeq and is a predicted model, not a curated record. Gene Ontology annotation, cellular component: plasma membrane. Gene Ontology annotation, molecular function: Wnt-protein binding; Wnt receptor activity. Gene Ontology annotation, biological process: non-canonical Wnt signaling pathway; retina vasculature morphogenesis in camera-type eye; canonical Wnt signaling pathway.